CGCAGGCCAGGAAAGAAAUGUGGCAGCGCGUUUCGUUUAGUACGGACUUAGACUGCUCUAAGCGGCGGUCGCGUACGCCGGUGUCCGAUAAUAAAGACGGCGACGAGGACGACGAAGAUAAUAAGAUACGCGAGGAAGAAUAUUACGAAGUUGGCAGCGAGAAGACAGCAACGAAGAGCAUCAAAAGAAAGAAAGAAAGAAGAAGAAGAGGAAGGAUCGUUGGAGAGGGGGAAGAAGAAGAAGGAAGAAAAGGGAAAACGUGAUAACUCGCUGGUAGAUAGAGAGAGAGAGACACAGACAGAAAGAGAGAAAAAGAGAGAGAGAGAGAGAGAGAGAAAGACACAGUGUGUUCGUCGCUGGACCGUGGAACACUCUCGGUCUUCUUCUUCUUCUUCUUUCUUCGUCUGGCGUUGACGACACACGCGUGUGCCCCUGCUUCUCCUUUAAGACGAUACUUACGCCUACGUGCGUGAACCGGAUGUUCGUUGAAUGAGAAUAAAACAUUUUUACGAAUAUUGUCGAGAAUAUACCAUAAAGAAUAAAUGGAACUCGUUAUAUGGGCAAGGCGGAAGGACAGAGGUCAGCAGUAUGGAUCAGAGCUCGAUUGCAGGAUCAGCUGAGUCAGCUCGGCUACUUCCUGCAAAGGCACGCGGGAAAGGUCCUCUUCGUUGCCAUACUAGCAUUGGCUACCUUUUGCGUCGCAUUAAAGUCGGCACAAGUACAUAGCAAGGUCGAACAGCUUUGGGUCCAGGAAGGUGGAAGAUUACAAAAAGAAUUAAAGUACGCGUCGGAAGCACUCGGGGAGGCCGCACCAUCGACGCACCAGCUCGUUAUCCAAACCCCAAGACAUCCCGGGGCAAACAUCCUACAUCCUGCCGCGUUGAAAGAACAUUUGGCAAUUCUCAAGGCAGCUACUCAGGCCACCGUACAUCUCUUCGAUAUCACGUGGAGACUGAAAGACAUGUGUUACGCGCCGAGCAUACCCAACUUCGACAUGCACUACAUCGACCAGAUCUUCGAUAGUAUUAUACCAUGUGCUAUCAUAACACCUUUGGAUUGCUUUUGGGAAGGAAGCAAACUUUUAGGCCCCGAACAUCCCGUUCACAUACCUGGUGCAAAAACGAACAAGCCCGUCCAAUGGACCAAUCUCAAUCCAUCCGGUAUGUUGGACGAGAUGAAAAAAUUGCAAUUCAUGUUUCCCUUCAAAACGCUUGAGGACUACAUGAAGAGAGCUGGGAUAACGAAUGCCUACCAGAGCAAGCCGUGCCUCGAUCCAACGGAUCCUGAGUGUCCGGAAACCGCACCCAACAAGAAGUCGCAGCAGGAACCGGACAUAGGAGCCGAACUAACCGGCGGUUGUUAUGGAUUUGCGGCGAAGUAUAUGCAUUGGCCCGAGGAAUUGGUCGUCGGUGGUGCAAAACACAACAAGACUGGUCAUUUAACUCGAGCGGCAGCCUUGCAAACAGUCGUUCAAUUGAUGGGCGAACGAGAACUCUAUGAUUUUUUAGCUAAUACCUACAAAGUACAUCAUAUAGAUUGGUCGCAGGAAAAGGCUUCUCAGGUCCUUGAAACAUGGCAAAGAGAGUUUAGCAAUAAGGUGAAGAAACAUUUGGAAGUAAAUAGUACGUCGUCGUACAAUCUCUAUGCCUUCAGUACUACAACCAUGAACGAUAUACUUGGAAAGUAUAGCGAGGUGUCAGUUAUGAAAAUAGGAAUUGGAUGCGCUUUGAUGCUGUUUUACGCGGGUAUUGCACUUUUACGUUGGAAGGAUCCAGUACGUUCUCAAUCUGGCGUUGGAAUAGCCGGUGUGAUGUUGGUCGGUGCAACGGUCGCUGCUGGUUUAGGAUUUUGUGCCCUACUUGGCAUUCCCUUCAAUGCCGCAACAACGCAAAUAGUCCCGUUUCUAGCGUUAGGUCUUGGAGUUCACGAUAUGUUCCUAUUGACGCACACGUAUGCAGAGUUGUCGGUGAAUGAGGUACCGAGCGGAGAACAGACCGGGGUCGUUCUCAAGAGAACGGGUCUCUCUGUUCUCUUGACCGGCUUGAGCAACGUCUCGGCCUUCUUUGCUGCGGCCUUGAUACCAAUCCCCGCUCUUCGAGUAUUUUGCCUUCAAGCUGGCAUUCUUCUUCUUUUCAAUCUUGCUGCAAUGUUACUCGUAUUUCCCGCUAUGGUCAGUUUAGAUCUAAGAAGACGUAGAUCCGGUAGAUCCGAUAUAUUGUGUUGCUGUUUGCCAGCGAAAAAUGGAAGGAAUAAAUAUUCUGGCAGGAGAAGUAACGGCACGGCUAAACAAACCGUAGCGAGAGCUAUACCACCGGAAAGACGGGAAACUUGUACGCAAAUUUUGACGUCUCAAAAUGCUCAGAGCGAGUCCUGGGUCGGCGGUAACAUCAUAGAUGCUGAUUUUGACAAACAGUGUACCGAGGAGGAAUCCUUAACCGGAUGCAAUCAGGACGACUGUCUUAGUUUCUCUUUGACGAAAUUCGCGGCUAGGACUUAUGCCCCGUUCGUAAUGAAACCAACGACAAAGGUUUUCGGCAUGUUUAUAUUAGCUACCGUACUCGCUGGUAGUGUUUGGCAAGCGAUGAGAGUUAGCGACGGCUUAGAACUUACAGAUUUGGUUCCUCAAAAUUCGAACGAGCAUGCCUUUCUCGCCGCCCAGGCGAAACAUUUUGGAUUUUACAAUAUGUACGCUGUCACUGGACGAGAUUUCGAGUAUCCGAAUAACCAAAAACUUUUAUACGAGUAUCACGAUGCUUUUAUGAGAAUAAAGAAUGUUAUUAAGAACGACAAUGGAGGUUUACCGGAAUUCUGGCUUAGUCUCUUUAGAGAUUGGCUGAAGGGAUUGCAGAAUGCCUUCGACAAGGAUUAUAAAAAUGGUUGUAUUACCCAAGAAAGAUGGUACAAAAAUGCGAGUGAUGAGGCGAUUUUGGCGUACAAGUUGCUCGUACAAACGGGCCAUGUAGAUAAUCCGAUUGAUAAGACAUUAAUCACGCAAGUAAGACUCGUCGAUUCUGAGGGAAUCAUUCAUCCACGUGCUUUUUAUAAUUAUUUAAGUGCCUGGGCUUCAAAUGACGCUCUGGUUUACGGUGCUUCCCAAGCAAAUCUUAGGCCUGAACCAAGACAAUGGAUCUAUACCAAUGAUCACGAAUUAAAAAUACCGAAGAGUAUGCCUCUGACUUACGCGCAGAUGCCCUUUUAUCUUCACAAACUUACCGAUACUCAGGAGAUCACGGAAUUGAUAGGAAGCGUAAGGAAAUUGUGUAGGAAAUUCGAAGAACGUGGACUACCAAAUUUUCCAUCGGGAAUACCUUUCUUAUUCUGGGAACAAUAUAUGGAUUUAAGAAGUUGUUUGGGUGUAGCAUUACUUGCAGCACUUGGGGCCAGUAUUGUCGUUAUCGGUAUACUCCUUUUAAAUCUUUGGGCUGCGCUUUUAGUCGGAACUGCUCUUGCUGGCGUCGUUUUACAACUCCUUGGACUUAUGGGACUUUGUGAAAUUAAAUUAAGUGCCGUUCCUGCCGUCCUUCUCGUUGUCAGUGUGGGAAUAGCCGUACACUUUACCGUACACAUUUGUUUGAGUUUUGUUACCAGUGUUGGCAGUAGAGAUAGGAGAGUACGUUUGGCUUUAGAACACAUGUAUGCCCCUGUUGUUCAUGGAGCCUUCACAACGUUAUUGGCAGUCGUCAUGUUAGCUUUUUCAGACUUUGAAUUCAUUGUUCGAUAUUUCUUUCUCGUACUUCUAUCUUUAAUUGGAAUCGGCCUUGUCAAUGGGCUUUUCUUUUUUCCAAUAUUAUUGUCCCUGAUCGGUCCAUCACCUGAGAUUAUACCGAAUGAUCAUCCUGAUCGAAUAUCCACUCCAACACCUCCGGCUUCUCCGAUCAUUAGAAGAUCGAAACCACCACCGCCACCUAGAAGAUCUCAUAAAAUUGAUAACGCGAGACUGCAUGCAGAACCAUCGCUGACUACCAUCACCGAGGAACCUAAUUCCUGGCAUAGUACACAAGAAUCGUGUAUUAUCGUCCAGCCUGAAUUAAAGGUCGAGACGAUGUCAACUUGUGGUAAUCAGAAUUGUAGCGGAUCAGAUACAAGUGGGUCUAGUCGAACGUCGCCUGUGCCAUCAACUUCUCACAUCACAACUAAGGUCACUGCCACGGCUAACAUAAAGGUUGAAGUUCAUACACCAUUAACCAUAGGUGGAAUGGAUCGUAGUGAAAAAUGCCAGCACACCAGCACCAGUAGCCGAAGGAGCUCGCGCUGCAAUGCGAACGUUAAUACAGGGGAGUCUUCCGGUUCCAAUUCUGAACCGGAUUCUGACACUAAUCCGAACAAACACUAAUGACAAAUAUCGUGAAGACAAGCAAAUGUUGUUAAAAUACCACACAAAGCGGGAACAUACAGAAGGCUGACUAGGAUAGACUUUUUACUAUAUCGUUUUUUUUUUUUUUUAAUUAUUAUUAUUAUUAUUAUUAUUAUUAUUAUUAUUAUUAUGAUUAUUAUGAUUAUUAUUAUUUCUUAUAAUUAAGUAAUACAAUAGAUUUGUCUUACUUAAUUCUUAAAGCGGAAAAAGUAUUAUAAAAACGAACUUACGUUAAGUUUAAUUAGUUAAUUCAUUAUCCAUGACUGCUCAUUGUAAUAUGCAGUAAUCAUAUGCAUUGUAUAUACAUGUUUUCAUGGGAGCAUUUAUGUUUAUGUGUAUAACUCAUUUAAAGUACAUCAGCAGCAGGCUUUUAUUCUUAAUGUACAGCAUAUUUGUAUGAACGGCUGCUUUAUUAAAAAUCCAUUGUAUGACAACUAUUAAGACCAAGAAUAUGUAUAAGGGGAUUUUCUUAGAUUUAUUCAACGAAUAACGUCUGAAUGAGUGUGUCUCUUAUGUAGAACGAGGUGCAUUAAUAAUGCUUUUUAGAAAUACCUACACUCUGCUACUUUGCCGAACUUUCUUUUCAAUAUAUAUCCUGUUAUGUUUUCGUUCCUAUCGUACAAAGAAAAAUAUCAUUUUAUAAGCACAAUGUUCACAUGUAUGUGAGAACGACUAAAAUACAUAUAAACACUGCCCAACAAUUUUGGAAAUAAUAGAAUAUAUAUGGAAAAGGAAAUUCGAUGAAAUGGAAGAAGAAAAUCCCCAUUAAACGUUAUUAAUGCACCUCCUUUUAUACUAGGAAGUACAAUUAAUUUUAUAUAAAUGUAGAAUGAAUUUAUUUAUAUAAACAAAGAUGUUUACUGCCAAUUCCUUAUUUUACAUGUAACAAGGACUGAAAUUUCUUUGACGAUAUAUAUAGAUAUUAACAGUCAAAAGUCUAAUACAAAGUCGAUAAGUCUUUGCCUUUGAUAGAUACAUACACCGUCAUAUUUUGUAAACAAAAAAAAACAAAAA
This is a messenger RNA of Vespa mandarinia (Asian giant hornet), 5368 nucleotides long. It is a transcript of the gene ptc, whose product is annotated as protein patched. NCBI's taxonomy places the organism in Eukaryota, Metazoa, Arthropoda, Insecta, Hymenoptera, Vespidae. The record is from RefSeq and is a predicted model, not a curated record. Gene Ontology annotation, molecular function: smoothened binding; hedgehog family protein binding; hedgehog receptor activity. Gene Ontology annotation, cellular component: plasma membrane. Gene Ontology annotation, biological process: negative regulation of smoothened signaling pathway.